GGGGCGGGAGGGGGCAGGGGCUGGCGGCCGCCCGCGCCCCCGAGCUCCUCACCUUGGGGCGAGCGGCGGCGGCGGCUGCCGGGCUGCGGGAAAGCGGAGCGCGGUGAGCGGAGCGCGGCCGGCCGGCCGGGGGCAAAGAAGAAGAUUUUGCCAUUCCUAUGUCAGUAUUUAUCAGCUUCACGAACUGUGGGAACAUUUUGAACUCCUUACAAGGGAUCAGUGAAAGCAACUAGGAAAAGCCAGCCAGAAAACCAGGUUUUUUGGUGGAGUCCGUGGAACUGUUCCUCCUUCACUGCUGCUCUGUGAGAUCAACUAUGGAACAUGCUCAAGAACAAGAAGCAUGUCCUGAGCAAACCCAGAGGUAUUGUGUGCAGAGACCAAUAUACAACCAGGAGCUCCUGCAAGGACAGCUGCACAGGCGACAGAGAACCCCUCAGACUUUAGGGCAGAAGAUUGCACAUUCUUGUCGUUGUUCUUCCAAGAAAGCCAAGUCUCAUCUUUACAGUUUCUUACCAAUUUUAAAAUGGCUGCCUCAUUACCCAGUGAAGGAAUACUUAUUGGGAGACAUUAUCUCAGGUAUUAGCACUGGGGUCAUGCAGCUUCCUCAAGGUUUAGCCUAUGCUUUGCUGGCAGCUGUUCCCCCAGUAUUUGGCCUAUAUUCUUCAUUUUAUCCUGUUUUUCUGUAUACUUUUUUUGGAACCUCCAAGCACAUAUCAAUAGGAACCUUUGCUGUGGUCAGUAUGAUGGUUGGUAGUGUUGCUGUGAGAGAAGUGCCUGAUGAAAUGAUUUCUCUGGACUCUAAUUCUACUAAUACUACAGAUGUCCUUGAAUAUUUCAGUGCUAGGGAUACCAAGAGGGUGCAGGUAGCUGUGGCUCUCGCCUUUCUUUCAGGACUCAUCCAGUUGUGUUUAGGUUUCCUUCGGUUUGGAUUUCUGUCCAUCUAUCUGACGGAGCCUCUGGUGCGAGGCUUUACCACUGCAGCUGCAGUUCACGUCUUCACUUCCCAGUUAAAGUAUCUCCUUGGGAUCAAGACCAGCCGCUACAGCGGACCCCUCUCAGUUGUAUAUAGCAUAGCUGCUGUGCUUUCGAAAAUAACAACCACCAAUAUUGCUGCAUUGAUUGUUGGAUUAACGUGCAUUGUUCUGUUGCUGAUUGGCAAGGAGAUCAAUUUCCGCUUUAAGAAGAAGCUCCCAGUUCCUAUUCCUAUGGAGAUCAUUGUGGUCAUUAUUGGCACAGGAGUUUCAGCUGGAAUGAAUCUGCAUGAGUCAUACAAAGUGGAUGUUGUUGGGAAUAUUCCUCAAGGGUUACGUGCACCAGCAGUUCCUGAGAUUCAGCUAAUCCCAGCAAUAUUUGUGGAUGCAGUAGCAAUAGCAAUAGUUGGAUUUUCAAUGGCUGUAUCAAUGGCCAAGAUCUUUGCCCUUAAACAUGGUUACACCAUCGAUGGGAAUCAGGAACUUAUUGCCUUGGGAAUAUGCAACUCUGUGGGGUCAUUUUUCCAAACCAUUUCAAUCACAUGCUCAAUGUCUCGGAGUCUUGUCCAGGAAAGCACCGGAGGAAAAACUCAGAUUGCAGGUACACUCUCUGCAGUUAUGGUUCUGUUGGUAAUUGUAGCUAUUGGAUACCUUUUUGAACCACUUCCUCAGACAGUGCUAGCUGCAAUUGUCAUGGUGAAUCUGAAGGGAAUGCUUAAACAGUUUGGAGAUGUCAUGCACUUCUGGAGAACCAGUAAGAUUGAGCUGGCCAUCUGGAUGGCAGCUUUUGUGGCUUCUCUUUUCCUGGGACUAGACUAUGGUUUGCUUACUGCAGUAACAUUUGCAAUGAUAACCGUUAUUUACAGAACACAAAGCCCUGAAUACAGAAUCCUUGGUCAGAUUCCUGACACUGACAUCUACUGUGAUGUGGAAGAGUACGAAGAGGUUAAAGAAUAUCCUGGAAUCAAAAUAUUUCAAGCUAAUACAUCUCUUUAUUUUGCUAAUAGUGAGUCAUAUACAAGGGCACUGAAAAAAAAGACUGGAGUGGACCCUGGUGCCUUAUUAAAAGCAAGGAGAAAAGCCCAGAAGCGCCAUGCCAGGGAGAUAAAGGCAGCAAAUGAACACAGAAAGAAAGCUGUGCUGAAGCUGGUGAGCUCUUCGAUGAACGACGUAGAAGCAAGUGUAAAACAUGAGAUAGCAAGUGAUGACUUACCUGUGAAUGGAAAAUUUGCAGAUUCUAGUGUACAAGACAUGUCUCCUGAUGAGCAUGAACAUUUUGUGGAGCCCAAAUCAAAUAUUCACUCUUUAAUUCUGGAUUUCACCCCGGUGAACUUCGUGGAUUCAGUUGGAGCAAAAACACUAAAAUCAAUUAUAAAAGAAUACAAAGAAGUUGGUGUAUGUGUCUGCAUUGCCAGCUGUAGUGGCCCUGUUGUGAAUGAGCUGACAAGACUGAAUUUUUUUGAUAAAAGUGUAACAAGAGAGUUGCUGUUUCACAGUAUUCACGAUGCUGUCCUGGCUUGCCAAGUGAAAGAUGGGUCUGCUGCACAGGCUGGCUCUGACCUUUGAAGAGUGGCAUUGAGCGGAAUGGGAGCCAGGUUUAUGCUGAUGGAGAUCCUUUCUGAAUAUUUAAUUUGCACAGUUUGAAGAGAGCCUGAGGCUGUUUGUACCUACGGGUAUGGGGUGGUGCUUAUUUUUUGUAGGAAGAGUAGAUAAGGAAAUGGAAGCCUUCAUGCUCUUGAAUUUUUUCCUUCAAUCAGGGUAUAGCCUUCCAAUCAUAAACAAGCACAAAAUUAUGCAAGAAAAGAAAAUUCAGUGUAUUCUGCUGCAGUCAGAAUCUGGUGGACAAGGUGACAUUCCUAUUCCUGUUGAGAAAAUGGGCACUUUAACUCACUACAAGUGGGAUCUUGCAGGAGGUAACUGUUCUGCAAGUGCAGUACACUGUACCAGUGUCUUUAAAUAACUUUCUUAGAUGACUUUUAAAGCCUGAUGUCAACAUCUGCAUUCAACAGAUUGGUACAAUUUAUAAUACUCUGACAGCCAGAUUAAUGAUUUCACACUGGUGGCAUUUAGCUGCUGCUGUUUUUAAACCUGGAUAAUAGAAUUUUUUUUUUAAAUACCUAACCUGUCUCAGCUAUACCCAGUUCUUUGUUUCUGCUCUAAGUGAACUUGAAGUCAGAAACUCAUUGUUUGAUUGUUCCAUUAUCAGUAUGGCACUUGCACUGCCAAAACUUGGUUAGGCUUUCUAGAAAAGAACACAGCUGAUUUUAAUCUAAACUUAAUUUAGCUUCAAAGUUUAAAGACAAAAUUGGUUUAAGACAGGAAUGAAGCCUAUUUAAGUGAAGAACUGAUGCCCUAUAUGCAGUCUCUUAAGCUGGAAUGAAAAUUUAAGCAAGGUCUCAAUGGUCAAAAAGUACUUUUCUAUUGCCCAUCUUCCUCCCAGUAGUGCUGCUUCUGCCACAGCUUUUAAGUGCUUUGAGAAAUAGUGUUCAAUAGAACUCAAAAAUGGUACAUGUUUGGGUUUUUAAAAGAAACAGUAGCAUGGGGUAUCUUUUUCUACUGUCAGCCUGGCCACUGCACUACUGUCUCACUUCAGGUAUGAGGUGAAAACCGUGGAAAUCAUGCAAAAGAAAUCUCCAAUGCCCCUGUUCCCCUCACAACAGUCACUGUGAAGCUCAGCAGAGGUAGGAACCUAAGAGUGUUUCUCUGUAGGUUAUUUUGACAGCACACGGCAAGUGGGGCAUCAGUGACAUUUCACUCAGCACCCUCAAAUCACAGGUCCUGUGCAUAAGGAAUUCAGGCACCUUCCUCACCUCUGGUCACAGAAUGUAAUAUUCUUAUUUUAUUUCAGGCUCUGUUACAUUUAGGGCUUGCUUCAGGUAAACUGUUUCCAGGGAGCAGGGAAGUUGGGGAAGAUACUUCAUUUCCUCAGACUCCCCUGCCCAUACGGAUGGGAAGCUUUCUGCAUCAGAAAUUGCUGCUUAGCUGGAGUUCAAAGGAUGAAGUGCAUGCAUGUGAAGACAUUGUGUGUGCUUAUUUAAACAACUUUUGGUACAUUUUAUAAUGUUAACUAGUUCAACAAGCCUUUGUAUCUUCAUACAGUAUAUUUUUCUACUUUCAGCUUGUUGCAGCUUCAGUUUAUAACUCUCUGGUCUCUUCAGUUCACAUUGAAAUCCUGUCAACUUCCAAAAUAAAGUGAUGUCACUUGUCAAAA
Molecule: messenger RNA, 4182 nt
Organism: Motacilla alba alba
Lineage: Eukaryota; Metazoa; Chordata; Aves; Passeriformes; Motacillidae
Gene: SLC26A5
Product: solute carrier family 26 member 5
Exons: 20
Coding region: 315-2537 (740 amino acids)
Biological process (GO): transmembrane transport
Cellular component (GO): membrane
Molecular function (GO): chloride transmembrane transporter activity; secondary active sulfate transmembrane transporter activity; bicarbonate transmembrane transporter activity
Source: RefSeq, a predicted model, not a curated record